Aspergillus candidus is the source of this 1051-nucleotide messenger RNA. RefSeq lists its product as uncharacterized. Bases 341 to 940 code for a protein of 199 amino acids. Gene Ontology annotation, molecular function: protein binding. The record is from RefSeq and is a predicted model, not a curated record. The transcript has 2 exons. NCBI's taxonomy places the organism in Eukaryota, Fungi, Ascomycota, Eurotiomycetes, Eurotiales, Aspergillaceae.
UCUACGUCCCGUGUCCAGAUCUUCUCCGACUGGCGGCAAGUGGGGGGAUCCAUCUCUUAUUUUUGGCCCCAGGACCGUGCUGACCGGGGCCUUAGCGGGUUCCUUUUGGCCCCAUGUGUGGAAUAUCACAAUCACAGUAGCCCGGACAGUCUCAAUCAAUGAGGUAUCUCUAUAGUCGUCUUGACGAGCUGAGCCCAUUCGGAUUGUUGCUCUCUGCCACCCCGCUCUUUCACACUCUUGAGUGAUUCCAAUCCUCCCAACGCUCGUUACCCUUCGUCCAUACAUGUCCUAGCUCAUUCGACAUCCACAGCCAAGCGAUUCCCACCAAAACAUCACCCCGAUGUCAUACGACAGGCCCCCUUCCCGCCCUUCCUCCCCAACCAUCGAUUCCGCAAUCCUCCAACAAGUAACCAAUCCAACUACCCCAGCAGACCUACACGAUCUCCUCCUCGAACGCGACGAAGACCUCCUUGACAGCGCCUCCCGCGUCGCCACAAUUCUGGGCCUCGAGCCCCUUCUUACCUACCUCACCCCGCGGCUCCCCAACGCUCCCCAAAUCGCGCUCCGCUCCGCCGCUUACGCCGGAAACUCCCCUCUCUUCCGCCAUCUCCUACACCAGUACCCACCGGGACCCCAGCUAUCCUUGGGGCUCCGACUUGCUGCAGCAGAAGGCGGCGUCGGGAUCUGGGAGGCGCUGGAGCAAAUGUAUCCCGGGUGUAUCCAUGACGGCGUAGGGCAUCACGGGGACCUGCUCAGUGUGGCUGUCGACCGAGGGAGCGAGGAGCUGGUGCGGUAUCUGGUGGACAAGGGGAUCGAUGUCCCAAAUAGUGGCUCGUUAGGGCUGUCGGUUUUGCAGCUGGCGACGAGGAGAGGGCUUAGUGACGAGAUUGUGGAGCUGUUGGCGAGGCAUGGAGCGCGAGACCCCGAUGCCAGAGAGUGAGUAUGGUGGCAGGUUUGCUCGCAUGGAGAGAGUUGGUUGCUGUUGGGAGCCUGUGGAUAAGAGUACCGAGCGACAAGUUCACAUCCAACGAUUGCUCCGGAAAGGCCCCGU